Molecule: messenger RNA, 1224 nt
Organism: Cucurbitaria berberidis CBS 394.84
Lineage: Eukaryota; Fungi; Ascomycota; Dothideomycetes; Pleosporales; Cucurbitariaceae
Exons: 4
Coding region: 1-1224 (407 amino acids)
Source: RefSeq, a predicted model, not a curated record
AUGGAACUGGCUGCUGGAAGGAACGUGUUAUCCAGGUUACACGAGAAGGUUCUGGGAAAAGAUCAAAGUGCAUUUCUGCCAUUGCUCUUGAAUCUCGACGAAAACGAGUGUCGAAAAAGCUUCCCAUUUCUCUUCACCGAUAUCGAUACCUCAGUAGCGCGUGGUAAAUUUCUCUUCAGAAAAAGUGACCAGGACUACCGAGGUCUUGUACAAGGCCGCAUAAAAGAUGGAAAGGUAUACAUCCUCACUGCAGCACCUGACACGCUCCCCGAGAUCUUGCACCAACGCACCGCCAUCCUGUCACAAAUUCACCGCGCACUUGUCACGUCUCCCUCUCCCCUGCCGGACGGCUAUUUCGCCUUUUGUAUCAACGACGUACCGAAGAACAAUACUUGGGCAUUCUCGCGGCCGAACAAGCAAUCGACCUACAACACGUGGCUAAUGCCCAGCUUCGCGUCGUGGUCGUGGCCGAAAGCGAACAUCGGAACUAUGGACGAUGUUCUGGAUCGAAUCGAGGGAGUAGAGGAGGAGCUCGUGGGGAGCGAGAAAGUCGACAAGGCGAUAUGGAGAGGUACGCCAUGGUUCAACCCCAUUGGUUACCCGAAUCUGCGAAAGGACCUGCUCAAAGCCACCAAAGGGAAAGAAUGGGCGGACGUCGAAGCUUUGAGUACUAUUGGCAAUGCAACGAACAGCCUCAAUAUUGAGAGCUUCUGUCGGUACAAGUAUGUGAUAUACACAGAGGGCGUUACAUAUUCUGGAAGACUGCCGUUUCAUCAGGCGUGUGGAAGUGUACUGAUCACGGCGCCAUUAACGUGGAUUACUACGAGUGCGCUGCUGCUGAGGCCCAUUGAGGCGAAUGAUUUGAUGAGUUCGGGCGAGGACCGGCUGAGGAGGCCUGGAGUUCGUCGUAGUGCGAGUUCAACUUCAGGACCGCAAGCUAUGCUCUCACCCGUUUCUACUUGGCAAGAUGCCAACGCAAUCUACGUGCACCCCGACUUCUCGAAUCUCGAGGCGGUGGUCCAGCUUUUGCGCUCGCAUCCUGAAGUUACACAGCGAAUAGCGCAAAAUCAACGGGAGUCGGUGUUCCAACGUGGGUAUCUGAGUCUAGCAGCAGAAACAUGUUACUGGAGGGCGCUCAUACGGGCUUGGGCUACGGUAGCAGAAGUGGAUAAAGAGGAUUGGGAGGUUAACAGAGAAGCGAGGGUACAACAGGCAGCAAGGUGA